ACGGUAUCCGCCAGCGGAACUCCUUUGCGCAGCUGUAGUACCGCAGCAGCUGCUGGCACGCCACCUCCCGCCAAGAAGCAUCAAACGCUACUAAUGCAUAAUAGCAGCGCUUCCGAUGUAGGAAUAACGGAGCAACCACCAAGGCCGCCGCGUAACCGCUUGCCCACAGAUCCAAGCCCCGACAGCCAUAGCUCGGCCAGYAGCUCAGACAAUUUUGUAGACUCUAGUAGCAUCGGCAGCUCUAAUGUGUUGCUAGUGCCGCCCUCGCCAGGUGUGGCACACGUGGGCAUGGGUCAUACCAUUAAACAUCGCUUUAGCUAUUGGUUCGGCAUACGCGCCACCUGCAAACUAUGCCAAAAACAGAUGUUGAGCCAUUGGCUAAAGUGCACUGACUGCAAAUAUAUUUGCCACAAAUCCUGCGCCCCGCAUGUGCCGCCCUCAUGUGGUCUUCCGCCUGAAUAUAUUCACGAAUUUCGCCAAACUCAAGUGGGCGGCAGAUGGGACCCAUCCCAGCACAGCGGCAGUAAAAUGUCACCAGUGCCAAAAAAGAAUACGCUAGGCAAACCGCAAUUGCAGCAGCCGCAGCUACAGCAUGGAGACAGCAGCUCACCAAGCUCAAGCUGCACCAGUUCCACGCCCAGCAGUCCAGCACUAUUCCAGCAGCAGCAGCAGCAACAACAACUAGGCACGCCCAGUGCCUGCCAGCAGAAGCCUGCACCUGCUGGUGGAACAGCGGGUGGACAACAGGGUCAGCAGAGUCAAUUCAAUUUCCCGAACGUGACUAUCACUAGCAUCAAUKCCUGCAAUAGCAAUGCGAGUGCAGCCCAAACGCUGAUAUCCAAUGACUCGCAACCCCACAUGAGCACAGGAGAGCCCCUAACCAACGGAAACAACAACAGCAGCUCCACAAAUAGCAGUAACACCACCAGCACUAAUAACAACAGCAGCAGCAGCUCCAAUGGUCUGAUCCACUCCCUGACUGGCAGUCAAGCCUCAACCCAUUCGGCUGCUUCGCAAGCGUCGAAUUUGAGCAGUGGAAGCACGGCCACCUAUACGGCCAGCCUGGUGAACAGCGACAGCUUCUUUCCCCGCAAACUGAGCAAUGCGGGUGUGGACAAGCGCACCCCCUUCACUAGCGAGUACACGGACACCCAUAAGUCGAACGAUAGUGAUAAGACGGUGUCGCUGUCUGGGAGUGCCAGCACCGACUCGGAUCGCACGCCUGUGCGCUUGGACUCAACUGAAGAUGGGGACUCGGGCCAAUGGCGCCAGAACUCUAUAUCGUUAAAGGAAUGGGAUAUACCCUAUGGUGAUCUGCACUUGAUGGAACGCAUUGGGCAAGGACGCUUCGGCACUGUGCAUCGAGCCUUGUGGCAUGGUGAUGUCGCAGUAAAGCUACUCAAUGAAGACUAUCUACAGGACGAACACAUGYUGGAAUCAUUUCGCAACGAGGUGGCGAAUUUCAAGAAGACGCGGCACGAGAACCUGGUACUAUUCAUGGGAGCCUGCAUGAAUCCGCCGUAUUUGGCCAUUGUCACAUCAUUAUGCAAAGGCAACACGCUCUACACUUACAUACAUCAGCGACGGGAAAAAUUCGCAAUGAACCGCACGCUGCUGAUUGCCCAACAGAUUGCGCAGGGAAUGGGCUACUUGCAUGCUAGGGAUAUAAUACACAAGGAUCUGCGCACCAAGAACAUCUUCAUUGAGAACGGCAAGGUGAUCAUCACGGACUUUGGCCUCUUCAGCUCCACAAAGCUGCUGUACUGUGAUAUGGGGCUGGGAGUUCCACAAAAUUGGCUGUGCUACUUGGCCCCGGAACUGAUACGAGCGCUGCUGCCCAGAAAGCCGGCUGGUGAGUGCUUAGAAUUCACGUCCUAUUCUGAUGUGUACUCUUUUGGGACCGUUUGGUAUGAGCUCAUUUGCGGCGAGUUCACGUUCAAGGAUCAACCGGCAGAGUCAAUCAUUUGGCAGGUGGGGCGGGGCAUGAAGCAAUCGCUAGCCAAUUUACAAUCUGGUCGCGAUGUCAAGGACCUGUUGAUGCUGUGCUGGACCUACGAGAAGGAGCAUAGGCCAGAUUUUGCACGCCUACUUUCCCUAUUGGAGCAUUUGCCAAAGAAGCGUUUGGCGCGCAGUCCCUCGCAUCCCGUCAACCUGUCCCGCUCAGCGGAGUCUGUGUUCUAACCAGCCUAMUAUAUACACUUAUACAUUUCUAUACACACACAUAAAUGUUAUGUAUGUAAGCAGGCACACGCACACGCGCACACACUGUUUCA
Drosophila arizonae is the source of this 2273-nucleotide messenger RNA. It is a transcript of the gene ksr, whose product is annotated as kinase suppressor of ras. The record is from RefSeq and is a predicted model, not a curated record. Gene Ontology annotation, molecular function: ATP binding; protein serine/threonine kinase activity. NCBI's taxonomy places the organism in Eukaryota, Metazoa, Arthropoda, Insecta, Diptera, Drosophilidae. Gene Ontology annotation, biological process: protein phosphorylation.